AUGGAGCCAGACGUAAGCCAAAGAUUAGAUUUUGACCCUUCUAAGCUCGAAAUCCCAGGUAUACAUAAAGAAGCAAUUUAUCAGCUACGAAUAUUAGAUUUUUUCUCAUUCCCUGCUGCCUUGAUUCUCUCUCACCUAGAAUUUUCUUUCCUCUACCAAAAUAGUUACCUAGACCUUUAUCUUCAAGUUUUGCAAUCGCUUGCCAGAAACUCUCAAUUUCAGGAGCACCUUCCUUAUUGAAUGAACUUCAUGAAUGGCUUCAGAGCAGAAGGAAUGAAUUUUCUUGAUGAUAAAGCAAGUAAUAAUGAAUUUUUAAGUGAACUGAAAGUGCUAGUGAUGGCUUGUGGAGUUGAAAUGCAACAUAAUAGAUCGAGUAUAUUUAAUUCUUCCUUGAUUUUGGCAAGAAAAUUUUACACCUAAAUAAAGAGAAUGUAAACAAUCCUGGCGGCUGCCGAGGUAAUCAAUAGAAUUUUUAUUUAUUGCAAUUAGGUAUAUUUCACAGUAGAAAUUAUAAAUAGCAAUGGAAGAAGCACCUUUAUGAAUAAAGUGGAAACAGAUAUGUGCAUUCCAGUAUUCCUGCAUAAAGAAAGAUGCUCAAUUGUAUAUCCUCUACAAAAAUAUUUUAAAAACGGAAUUAAAGACAUUGCAAAUACCCCAAAAAGGAAAUCUAUAACGUUAGCUUGUGGUGAUGAAAUUGAUAAAGAUGACAUUGAACGCAGUUUAAAAUUAGGGAGAAAUAUUAUUUGUAAGGUUUGCGGGAGAUAUUUGUAUGAGCAAGAGAAAAUCAUAAUUGAAGGAUUGAUCAAACUUCCACAAAAGAGGGUGAGGGAAGAACGAAAUUUUCAAGAAGAUAGUCCAAACAUUCUUCCCCCUGAAUCUGGAUAUCUUAAUAGCCCAGCUAAAACUGGAAAUAAUAAGCCAAAGAAAAAACAAAAUAGAUUAAAGGCUUUCUUUAAACGAUACUCCUGCUGUUCAAUUUUCUAG
Messenger RNA from Blepharisma stoltei, 984 nucleotides. The record is from the annotation of a GenBank genome assembly. Lineage: Eukaryota; Ciliophora; Heterotrichea; Heterotrichida; Blepharismidae.